GUGUUGGCAGAAGAACGAAUAAAUUGGGUGGUGAAAAAGAAAUAAAUAUAUUAUUUGCUAAUUGGAAAGGAAGGACUUGUUAAUAAAUUGGAAUAAUGUCGCCUGUUAAAAAUAAUAUAUGGAAUCAAGCUCCGAAAAUUGUUAUCGAUGACGUUGAUGCGCUAACAAAUCACAAGCCAACACAAGUGUAUCAGACACAAUUGUCGAUUGUUGAAGAAGGUGAAAAUCCAGACUCGCCAACAGAUAAAAAAGAAAAUCUCAAAUUAUUGCAUUCGCUUGAUGACGCUCGUUUAUCAACACCACAGUCAUCGACAGAAAAUAUAACGGGGGGUAAUAGACAUAAUCGACAUUACCUCACCCCAGACUUUGCUGAACAUCACGGUGGUGAGGAAAAGCAUCAACAUAAUAGUUCACGGCGUGGAUCUGUUCAAAUUUUGCAAGAAUUUUUAUCAUCUCGAAGAUCAUCUACAAUAAUGGCAGCACUAAGGCGACCAUCACUAAUGUUAUUUCGAUCAAAACAUGAAGAUCCAAAUGAUCCAGCAAAUAAACCAGAAGCUAUUGAGCAGCGACGUAAAAACAGACGAAUUGGAAAUGAUGCUUUAUCGACAGCUUUAUCAGCAUUAUAUGCAAAAAUUGUUGUUAUUAUCGGAAUCGCUUUACCUAUAACUGAACUUUUAUCACAACGAAUACCUGCUGGAGUCUAUCAGGGAUUUUAUGUUUACUUGUAUUUUGUCAGUAUUUCAUUUGUUGUAUUCAUCUAUGCUGCACAACUCAAGAAUAAAGCUAUGCUGGGAGUCAUUAAAGACUAUCAUGCGAAAUCAGAUGCUGACUAUCAUGCGACUAAGAAACGAGCGCCGCAUUUUGGAAGCUUUUACUUAAGAGUUGGAGCUAUUGCUUUUGGUAUUGGAACUAUGGUUUAUUCAGGGCUGGAAUUGGGGCAAUAUUUCGAAAUGAAUAACAGUGAAAAUGCAGUUUGUAAUAAUCUAUUCAACCUCCUUCAACCAUCUUUCCGUAUGCUUCUGGCGAUCGUUCAGAUUCAGUUCAUAUUCUUAAACACAAAUGAUUUGGACAUGGGAAGUCACAAGGUCAUAUCUAGAUUUGGAUUGAUGCAUAUGGUUGCCACAAACUUAUGUGAAUGGCUUUACACUUUGAUAGAAGAAACAAAGCAUGAAAUUUGGCAUUUAUCACACGAAAGUCACAACAACGAAGGUCAUCAUUCAGAUGCACAUUUUGCAGAACUUUCAGAUCAUCAUAACAUAACAAACUCAACUCAUAACGCAACAGAAGCUGUGCAUGAUAUUGUAAGGAGAUCAGUACAAGUCACACAAAAAUACCAAGAGUGCCAGAGAACAAAUAUUAUGGGAUCCUUAGUUCAAAAUUCAAGUCCCUUCUUAUUCCCAUGUACAAUUGAAUAUUCCUUAAUUUGUGCAGUCAUUCUUUUUGAAAUGUGGAAGAAAGUCAAGUCAAUUCCAGAAAUUAACAAGGCACGAAAAAGUUCAUUAAGAAAUGCAACACAUCCACACAAGAAUGCUUAUCAUUUCUCAAUUGACUGCAGUAAGGCACAGAGAGGAAUGUUUGCAGGAAUUGUAGUCAUCGUAUUAACCAUCAUUAGUCUUAUUAUGUAUUUUGUUUUACACGAUAAAGAAGACUAUCUUCAUUUAGCAAUUAAAGAAGUUACAUACUAUGAAAUUCUAUUAUAUACAGUCACUGGAAGUGCUGUUCUUAUGGCAUUCUUUAAAAUGCGUGACUUGAAAUAUCAUAGACCAUCAGCUAAUGACCAUCAUUCUGACUCAGUUAAACUAGACUGUACUCUACUUGUGCUUGCUGGUCUUGGUGUCUAUGUCUACGGAAUGUUCAGUAUUAUGGGAAGUGUUUUUGCAGUUCAAGACGAUUUGCCAGGCUCCGGAGAAGGACUCGUGGCUGAAAUCUUAAGCUUAGUCGAAGUUUCGCUCCAGACUUUAUUCGUACUGAAUGCAUGUUGGAGGCGAUGUCGGGGUGCUCAACAAAAUCGAACAAAACCGGGACGACAAAUUAUAACAUUCCUACUAGUCGCUAAUAUUUCCAUGUGGUUUAUCAACACAUUAAUAAAGGGUCAUGCUGCAUUUCGACCCACGCAUCUUGAAUUUUUCGGAACGUGGGCUUGGGUAAUCAUAACUCACGUAUCUAUGCCAUUAGCAAUCUUCUACAGAUAUCACUCAACCAUCUGCCUGUUUGAUAUUUGGAAAUCAGCAUACAAAGUCAAAACGGAGCACUGAAUAAAUGUUUUAUUGAUAUAUGUGUAUUAUAUAUGUUUAUAUGAGAGAGUGCCAUUAAAAUUUAAACGAAAAGAAUUGAAAUAUGAAUAA
This is a messenger RNA of Chironomus riparius, 2345 nucleotides long. Lineage: Eukaryota; Metazoa; Arthropoda; Insecta; Diptera; Chironomidae. The record is from the annotation of a GenBank genome assembly.